Molecule: messenger RNA, 807 nt
Organism: Vigna angularis (adzuki bean)
Lineage: Eukaryota; Viridiplantae; Streptophyta; Magnoliopsida; Fabales; Fabaceae
Exons: 3
Coding region: 1-807 (268 amino acids)
Source: RefSeq, a predicted model, not a curated record
AUGACAUCUGUGGUACCUCAUUCGCAUAAAGUGAAAACAAAACGUGCACAAAAGACUAAACUUGCACGUCAUGAAAGGUUUACGAAACGUGACCUAUCAUAUUUUGAGGACGUUGACACUUUCUAUUUGAUGACAGAGCCUUCAUCACGGAAAUCACAAGUCAAAUCUGGGGCUAAACAAGUUCCACGAAUGCGAGUACCAAUGUUAGAUCAGUUCCAUCCGAUUUGUCAUCCAUACAUUCUUGAUGUUGUCGAUGUUGUAGCCGAUGGUCAUUGCGGUUAUCGAUGCAUUGCUGCUUUGUUGGGCCUAGGUGAAGAGGCAUGGCCAAUUAUCCGACAUGACCUCCUUGAAGAACUUACUCUAUGGCAUGAUGAAUACACAACGUUAGUGGGAAGCGACGAUCGAUAUGAAGAACUACGACAAUCCUUGAUUGUCCACGAUCAAUCACAAGUUAAUCAUAAGAAGUGGAUGACGAUACCGGACAUUGGGUAUGCCAUUGCAAAUCGAUACAAUGUCAUCUUAGUCUGUUUGUCCUAUGGUCAAAAUUUUACCAUAUUCCCACUACGCAGUUCACCGCCUACAGAUAUGAAACAACAUAAGAUGAUAUGCAUUGGAUUCAUUAAUGGAUGUCAUUUCGUACAGGUUCACUUACAAGAUGGUUGUCCAUUACCCAUGGUGGACAUAAUUUCCUCAACUCAUUGUUACCCAGAGGCGCGAGCAUGGUCUUCAUUUUAUACACAUAGGAUGCAAUCAUUUGUGGAGUUAAUGGAAAUUAGUACGACUUACACAGGUCUGGAAGACUUUUGA